This is a messenger RNA of Athalia rosae (coleseed sawfly), 456 nucleotides long. RefSeq lists its product as uncharacterized. Bases 91 to 456 code for a protein of 121 amino acids. The record is from RefSeq and is a predicted model, not a curated record. The transcript has 3 exons. NCBI's taxonomy places the organism in Eukaryota, Metazoa, Arthropoda, Insecta, Hymenoptera, Athaliidae.
UUCAUUACUCUUUUGUCUUGUUAAUGCGUUGUUAAGGAGAUUCAUAUUGUAUAGCGCGAAAAAAUCAGAAGUAAUUAAUCUCAUGAUAAAAUGGACGAAACCAGGCGUGGACGGGUGAUAGGACUCUGGGAGUCCGGUGUAUCAGUUUCAGCGAUAGCAGCCGAAGUAGAUAUCAGCCUCUCUACAGCAAAGCGCUGGAUCGAGAAGUUCAGAGUAGGUGGCAUCGCGGGACUGCAGAACCACCGAAGAGGCAAUGGUGCUGCUCGGCAAACAACAGCUGUCGAGGAUCAAGCCAUUGUAGCACAGGUGAGGGCUGAUCCUUUUCAGGCAGCAACCAUUGUCUGUCUCACCGUGGGAGUCGCUGCCAGCCCCUGGAUCGUCCGAGCCCGACUGAAGGAAGCAGGAUUGAAGUGCAGGAGAGCGGCAAAGAUGAUGGACCUCACCAACAGACAUUGA